AUGGUCUGGAAGAAGGAAAAGCUAAUAAAAGGUAGUGAAAGUUUGGAAAAUGUGUGUGGUUCCAGGCUUGCAAACCAAUCCUCCAGAAAGGAAUCGUUGCGAAAAAGUAAGUGGGUUUGCUUCAAAGCCAACCGAAUCUCACUAGUUUCCUAG
Molecule: messenger RNA, 153 nt
Organism: Sphenostylis stenocarpa
Lineage: Eukaryota; Viridiplantae; Streptophyta; Magnoliopsida; Fabales; Fabaceae
Source: the annotation of a GenBank genome assembly